AUGAGGAGGCAGCUGAUGAAUGAUGGCUUGCUGGCCAUACUUGAUGGUUGUCCUCAGCUCGAAUCACUUGACCUAAGGAAAUGUUUCCAUGUCACUCUGUCAGGAAAUUUGGGAAAAUAUGCUGAACGGAUUAAAGUCUUGUCGCAUCCCGAUGAUUCCCCUGAUAACUAUGAAUUCGAUGCUGAUGAUGGAUCUUUUGAUGAAGGCUCGUAUAUUGUCUAUUCCUUAGAUUCCACUAAUGGUGAUGAAUUCGUUGAUGACAUUCAUGAUGAUGGAUCUUUUGAUGAUGAUGAUGGAUCUUCUUUUGAUGAUAAUGAUGACUCGGGCUACGAUCCCACCAACUCCUACUAA
This is a messenger RNA of Quercus lobata, 351 nucleotides long. Its product is annotated as putative F-box/LRR-repeat protein 23. The coding region runs from base 1 to 351 and encodes 116 amino acids. The record is from RefSeq and is a predicted model, not a curated record. The transcript has a single exon. Lineage: Eukaryota; Viridiplantae; Streptophyta; Magnoliopsida; Fagales; Fagaceae.